Molecule: messenger RNA, 627 nt
Organism: Chelonoidis abingdonii (Abingdon island giant tortoise)
Lineage: Eukaryota; Metazoa; Chordata; Testudines; Testudinidae
Source: RefSeq, a predicted model, not a curated record
GCCGAGGCCAAAACAAAUGCAACCUUGUCAGGUAGUAAAGUGUUCCAGGCUCAAGGCCUGGCUCCUUGCAUCAGCCUCUCCCGAUGGUUUAGAUGCUGCUCCCUCCAAGGUCUCCGCUUCCUUUCUGACUCCUUGUUUCACACCUCGUUCUUGCCCCUGCAGAUGAUCUCACUGCUCCAGUCCUGGCCAGAGCUGCCUGUCCUGAAUGCCCUGGAGCUGCUGGAUUUUAGCUUCCCUGAUCGCUAUGUUGGUUCCUUCACGAUCAACUCAUUAAAAAAGCUGACAGAUGAUGAAUUGUUCCAGUAUCUGCUGCAGCUUGUCCAGGUGCUCAAGUAUGAAUCCUACUUAGACUGUGAAUUAACCAAGUUUCUACUGGAAAGAGCUUUAGCCAAUCGCAAAAUAGGACACUUUCUGUUUUGGCAUCUCAGGUCAGAGAUGCACGUCCCUGCAGUCGCCCUCAGGUUUGGCCUGAUUUUGGAGGCCUAUUGCAGAGGCAGCAACUACCAUAUGAAAGUUCUAAUGAAGCAGGUAAGGGCUGCUGUCCGGCAGAAGGCUGACAGUCCCUUGCUCACAGCCGCAUGUUAUUAUCCUAGUAGUCCUUCUCUGCACCGGUUCCAGUUUGAAUGA